Molecule: messenger RNA, 3716 nt
Organism: Dicentrarchus labrax (European seabass)
Lineage: Eukaryota; Metazoa; Chordata; Actinopteri; Moronidae
Gene: kcnk2a
Product: potassium channel, subfamily K, member 2a
Exons: 9
Coding region: 310-1566 (418 amino acids)
Biological process (GO): potassium ion transmembrane transport; stabilization of membrane potential
Cellular component (GO): membrane
Molecular function (GO): potassium ion leak channel activity; outward rectifier potassium channel activity
Source: RefSeq, a predicted model, not a curated record
GGAGCGCAGACGGAGCUGAGUGGAUGCUUUGAAGCUGAGAGAGGAGGAGGACAAAGAGAGAACAACCAGAGAAAGCUCUUUGCAGUGACAUGCGGAUGCAAUAAAACUACCAAGUUGAAGCGCAGCAUCGGUGUCCGACCAGCGGUAAAAGUAGAGGAGAGGAGCAGAAGAAACACGGAGCGCCUGUUCGUCGCCCCGCUUCAGCACCGCAGGGAGGAGACACGCAGAGGAGGAAAGAUUCCCCUUAACGCAGUGAGAGCGUCGGAUGAGGAGAAGAGGAGAGCGGAGGGCAUCGGAUAGGCAACAAGGAUGGCAGCACCAGACUUAUUGGACCCUAAAUCCGCCACUCACAACACCAAGCCCCGCCUCUCCUUCUCCACAAAGCCAAUCACACUGACUCCCCGGGAGGAAAGUGAGGUGGUUGCCACAGUGAUGAAAUGGAAGACGGUGUCAGCCAUCUUUCUUUUGGUGGUUCUGUACCUGGUGAUGGGAGCAGCAGUCUUCAGAUCCCUGGAGCAGCCUCACGAGAGUGCCCAGCGUUUGGCCAUCCUGUCCCAGAAGCUGGAGUUCCUGUCCAGACACUCCUGUGUCAACCAGAGCCAGCUGGAGGAGCUGGUUAAGCAAGUUGUGUCUGCGAUCCGUUCAGGAGUCAACCCUGCAGGGACACUGACCAACCACAGCAGCCUGUGGGACCUGAGCUCGGCUUUCUUCUUUGCUGGGACUGUCAUCACAACCAUCGGUUUUGGGAACAUCUCUCCCCACACAGAAGGUGGAAAGAUCUUCUGCAUAGUCUAUGCGUUGCUAGGGAUACCGCUGUUUGGCUUUCUCUUGGCUGGUGUAGGAGAUCAGCUCGGCACCAUAUUUGGCAAGGGCAUCGCCAGAGUGGAGAAAAUGUUUGUGCACUGGGACAUCACUCAGACAAAGAUCCGCGUCAUCUCCACUCUGAUGUUUGUGUUGUUUGGCUGCCUGCUGUUUGUGGCGCUCCCAGCAGCCAUCUUUAAACACAUUGAGGGUUGGUCUGCGCUGGAGUCCCUCUACUUUGUGGUCAUCACACUAACCACCAUAGGAUUUGGAGACUUUGUGGCAGGUGGUUCAGAAAUAGAGUACUUAGAUUACUAUAAACCAGUUGUAUGGUUCUGGAUUCUGGUGGGGCUAGCCUACUUUGCUGCCAUCCUCAGCAUGAUAGGAGACUGGCUCAGAGUCAUCUCUAAGAGGACGAAAGAAGAGGUGGGAGAGAUCCGAGCUCAUGCUGCAGAGUGGACUGCUAACGUCUCAGCAGAGUUCAAAGAAACUCGGCGACGUGUGAGCGUUGAGAUCUACGAUAAGUUCCAGCGCGCCGCCUCAAUUAAACGCAAACUGUCCUCAGAGCUGGGAUUCAACCCCACCCCUGAGCUCACUGUGCCCAAGAGGAACGUGGCGGUCAAUUUCAACGAUGAACGGGAUAAGAACGAGAGGGAGGCCGGGCUGCAGGGCCUCAUGACACCUCUGACUAGAAACGGAGGUUUGUUCAUGAACGGUUUGGACCCAGAGAGAGGAGAUAUCUUAGUCAUCGAACACCUCAAGUAGAGAGAGGACAGUCAACACCUUCUUAAGAUUUUUCUGAGGUCAUUCGUCCUCAUUGGUGGCACUAGUGCUGAAAGCAGAGAUGCUUGAACAAAGUAAUAAUCAGAAUAUGGUACUUUUGUGACCCCAGCAGGGACAUCUUCACCCCUCUACAGAGACGUAAGCCUAAAGAACACAUGACAGAGAAUUUUGACACUUUUCUCUCACUUCAACACCCUCAUACCGCCAGUGAAACAAAGAGCAAGAAGAACAUACAAAACAUGAGUUGAUCUUGUGUAAAAUUGCAUUUCUUUAUUUUCUUCCCACCAUUCAAACAUGCUUUACAUAAGAGUUGUGAAUCUGUUGUCUUUAAACUGUAGGGUGUGUAACUUCUGAUCAGAGCUGAUUAUUCAAAGAUUUCGACCACUGUGGUUUCCAGUGGCCGCCAUGUGAGUCCUUUUCUCUUCUCUUUAGAUCUCUUUAUAAUGUUGUCAUCUCACAGAAGACAUCAAUGGACGAUCUUUGCCACCAACUCUUCUUUGUUUUAGAGAAGAGGAAGAAGGUGGAUGCAGUUCGAAGUGGUCAAAGUGUGUCUCUCUGACUCUGGAUGUAGAAAGAUUUGCCAAACCAUUGCUGUGCCUUAAACUCUUUACUUUGCCAAACCAAGGCCAAGCACAACACACUGUCAGGUGGACCACUGAGUUAACAAGUGUUUAUACUUAUUUACGUGUUAUCACUAACAAUUUAGUUUAUUUCAACUGAGGAAAAAAGUGUUUUUAUAUACCCAAUGCUGUUGGUUUACAUCAUGGACAGUAUAUAUAUAAGGUUUACAUCCAGUCAAACGAAACUGAAUCAGUUGUUAACACUCAUAAUGUUUUGCUGGCCUGGAUCCACAUGUUCAUCCAAUACUUUGUGCUUUCUAUAAUAAUGUAAUGCUCAGUGGAUGACGUAGAUUGUUACAGACUUGACUGUUUGACUUGUUUUAGUGGCUGGAAGCAGAGAAUGUUUCUGUAGCAGUCACAUAUGAAUGAUACAGCGCCCCUUUGAGCCAUUGAAAUGUUCAUUUAUGUGAACUGCAUUUCACUGAACAGGAUUCACAGAUUUGCACACUGACAGGUCCUGAAAAUGUCAAUGUUACAGUACAAGAAUAAAUUCAGUUUUAAUGCCCAGCUUUCACACACGCACACGUACACACAAAGGGGGUUUUCUUCCAUGUGUGUAAGCCUGCCGUUGAAAAUGCACUUUGAUUUAACAGCCUUUGAACGUAACAACAUGCUAUAGCUUCCGCAGCGAACCAGUCCAUCCAAUCAGAAGGCUUCGAUUGUGUUGCUAUGUGGCAUUGAUGACAACUACGCGGUUUAACACACAAACCUUUCUCUUUAAGCAAGAAUGUAACCCUUAGAUUAUUACCCACAUACAUGAGGAGUGUAUGUAUGUGUACAGGACCAAUUUAUAUACAUGUAUCUGACGGCUAGAUUAGGUUGACACCAAUCUAGUGAAUGUAACGACAAAGAAAACUUAGUCUGUGGUGCAGCUUGUACUUUUGUACCAAUGAUAUACUGAGACCAGCAGGUGAAAAUCCUCAUAAGAAUCAGAAAACUUGUUAUAUUAAUCGAGUACAUUUCCAAUUAUUUUAUCUUUUUUCAGUCCUAAUUGACUUGUAUCUGUGAGAAAUGAUUCUUUUAAUUCUAAAGGAUGUCCUAACAAGUCUUUAAGAAGCCCCAUUGGACAUCCAGAUUGACUGUUAGAAAGAUGGGAUACAGAUGUUUUGACUUUAACUAUAGCAGUCUGUAUGGUUCAGUACUAACACUGGAUGGAAACAGUAGUGGUAUUACACUGUGUAGUGGCUGGUUGGUCUGGCUUUGCCGUCUCUCUUUGCUAUUCAGUUUGUUAGCAAACAGAUGACAUUGUUACAUGAUCAUCUUAUUUAGCUGAGCUAAAAUGAAACUAACUCUUCAUUUUCCGCUAAUGUGCUAGAUAUAUUAAUGCUUUUUAUGAUGAUGAUCAUGGAAACUGUAUUUUUCUAAACUGUAUGUUUGUAGAGUGUUUCUACACUGAUGUGAUUUUGGGAGAACGCAUUAUAAUAAUAAUGUCUGUAGAGCUUAUCCAAACACAAUGUAACAGAGAUUUUUUUAACAAUAUAUGACUUGAAAAUAUACCAGAUUUCAAUUCUU